AUGAAGAAGCAGAAAUCGCUGUAAUAAUAGAAAAUAUUUAUUUUAUGCGGAUGAGUUAACUUUGUUGUGGCCAAUUAAGUGAGUAAUGUUUUGAGGAUAUUUAAAAAUUUAUACAUUUUAUAGAUUGGAAAGUUUUAAAACCGAUAAUUAUUGAUUAAAGAGGAUUAAGUUGCAGCAGAUGGAUUUCACAAAGCUUAAAUCCAAUUACUACUUUCUUGAUGAUAAAGCCUACACAGAAGAUGACCUACUCGUAUAUAAUGUCAUCGCUUAUCAAUUGCAUGGCAAAGUCACCGAAUUAGAACUACGCAAGUACUUUACGCAGUUCGGUGAUGUGCUGAAAGUGUAUUUGCGACGUGAUAAAUAUGCCACCGGCACUACAGAACCACCGAUUGGUGAGGUGCAUUUCGCGCAUCCAUUGGCUGCUGCGAGAGCGCUACAGCGUUUCUCACACGAAUUGCAGAAGAAGCGUUUCUUUGUGAAUGCAUGUGAGAGUUGGGAGCAACCGGAAGCUUACAAGGGAGGCGUAGAUUUCAACACGCGCAUUGCAGCACUCAAUAUAAAUGGUGAUCUGAUCGAUUUUUAUACACCUAUGCGCGCCAAUAUCUUGCAACUGAAUGAUGAGUGUUUAGAGACCAUUUGCCUUUAUCUGCCAUUACGCGAUCAAAUACGCUUCUCGCGUGUCUGUCUGCGUUUUCGUGAUAUUUUCAAGCGUAUUUCCAAGACCACAUCAAAAGUUUUCAACAUGAAUCAAUUAAUCGGCAUGACUUUGUGGGAUAUACGUGAAUUUUUUGAAAUGGCUGGCGCUAAUAUCGAAGAAUUGAUUGGUGCAGUGCCUUAUAAUUAUCAAGAUCGCAUAGACUUCAUAAGCGAACUAAGUCCACGUGUACGACGCGUCGAUUUGAAUUGCAAUAAUGUGGAAUCGGCUAGUUUGUUGCGUUUUUUGGAACGUUUCCAUGCCGUAACCUACGUGGAAUUGCACAAUUUUUCGCUGAAUGACAACUCUGUGCUUGCCUUAAGAAAACUGCCCAAUCUACGUGCGCUGAUACUCGAUCAGAGUUUCGAGCUAACAGGCAAAAACCUAAGUAAAUUAUAUCAGCUGCACGAGCUGAGCCUUUUCGGUUGUGAAAAUCUGCAGACCAGCCAUUUCAUCGACAUCUGCAAGUGUCUAUUCAAUUUGCGUUGUCUCGAUAUACGUCACUGCAAAAUGCUUACAACGCGCGCUUACAGUGAAAUGGUGCGCAAUUGUCGUCAAUUAGAGCAACUAAAAAUAUCCUGUGAAAAGGAGGUGAACUACGAUUGUGUCGCGCAAUUACAUGCGCUACGUCAGUUGACUGUACACUCUUUCGGCGCCGUACGCGAAACGUUUUUCAUUGCACUAGCUGCACAUAAGGCGCAGCAGCUGGAGAAACUCGAGAUAUCAGCAAGAAAUUGCAUCACACACGAACGUGCCAUUUACCUAUCAAGGCUGCAGCAACUACGCAGCCUAAACUGCCCAAAUAAUGACAAUCUAACCGAUGAGUGUCUCUUUGAAUUCGCCGAACGCCUAAACAGUUUGGAGGAGCUGGACAUUAGAAAUUGCCGUGCUGUGACAAACAUUGGUGUGUUAGUGCUGUUGCGCCGUUGUGCGCGCCUAAAGCUUGUUAAUAUAGCGCAAUGUGAGGGCAUAACGGAUGAUUUCGUAUUCGAUGCCUGUGAUGUGCUGAAGCAAGGUGCGCGCGCCUAUGGUCAGCCAGUGCUGUUUCGCGUAGCCGGCACUAGUGUGCACGAAAUUAUUGUGCAGGAUCUACCACAGCUGGAAGUGGGUCGUUUGUUACACUUCUCCUUCAAGGAAGACAGUUCCUAGUGUACUGUUGCAGAGUUUACACGCAUUCAAGAGUAUGACCAAAGAAUUUUGAAGGGAAUACAUGUCGUCUAACACAUAUAUAUAUAAACAAAAAUCAAACACAUAUGUAUCACGUUAUUCACGGUAAAUGCAUUUAAAAGACAUUUUUACUAACACAUUAAGACAAGUUUAAUAACCGAUAAAAUCAAAAGCUUAUACGAAACGCACAACGCACAUACGGCAGCGAAUUACGUAUAGAUGUGUAAUAAAACAUUUUGACACUAGUACUUUUGCGCAUUUCAAUUGUAAAAUAUUUGUGUGAUAAUUGGUGUUUUGUGAAAAAAAUCAGCAUUAUUUAGUUUUUAAAAUUUACUAACAAACUUUUAUAUUUUUUCAUAUAAUUAUAUGUGCCACGAAAUUGUUAACAAUUACCUUAAUUUCAAUUACAAAGUAGUUACUAUUGAUAUUUUUGCUUUGACUGUUUAUUAUGCAAAUGCGAACAAAGUGCUAAAAUGUGCUCAUGAUUUUUAAAUAAUUUUUAAAUAAACAAGAAUAAUAUUAAAAUUAUUUCCAUAAACACGUGUGCUAAUUAAAACCAGUGCAUAAAAUAAAAAAAGAAAAAAAUAAAUAUUUAAAUCAAAACUAACCUAUAAUUUUUUGUGUAAUUCACAUUUUUAUGUAAUAAUUUCACAUAAACAUACAUAUUAUAAAACGAUAUUCUAUAAAGCUAGUUCAUAACUUAUACGCAAUAACGGUAAACAGUGAAACUGCAUGGUAAUACUCUAAAAGCAAAUAACAAAUAUAUAUAUAUAAAUACAACAAUAAUUAGUAUGUCAAAUUUUCAAAUGCAAAUUUUGAUAUUUUCAAUAAAAAAAAAUUAAUAA
Zeugodacus cucurbitae (melon fly) is the source of this 2706-nucleotide messenger RNA. RefSeq lists its product as uncharacterized. Gene Ontology annotation, biological process: SCF-dependent proteasomal ubiquitin-dependent protein catabolic process. Gene Ontology annotation, cellular component: SCF ubiquitin ligase complex. The coding region runs from base 179 to 1843 and encodes 554 amino acids. Lineage: Eukaryota; Metazoa; Arthropoda; Insecta; Diptera; Tephritidae. Gene Ontology annotation, molecular function: protein binding; RNA binding. The record is from RefSeq and is a predicted model, not a curated record. The transcript has 5 exons.